AUGUCACUACUACCACUCUUUUCCGUUUCAGCCCAGCGUCUAUGGUUCCAACUACCAUUCAACGUCCGAAUAGCUGCUCGAACAACAGUCCUUCUCAUUGGAGGAGACCCGAAUGGCAACUCGCCGGUGCUGAUACCCCAAAAUACGGGCGUGGGAUACUCGGUCUACCGCAUGCACAGAUUAAAGAGCUUCUACGGUGAGGAUGCGAACGAGUUCCGGCCUGAAAGGUGGCUUGGUCCAUAG
Penicillium soppii is the source of this 243-nucleotide messenger RNA. RefSeq names its product Cytochrome P450 E-class CYP52. Bases 1 to 243 code for a protein of 80 amino acids. The transcript is spliced from 2 exons. Lineage: Eukaryota; Fungi; Ascomycota; Eurotiomycetes; Eurotiales; Aspergillaceae. Gene Ontology annotation, molecular function: monooxygenase activity; oxidoreductase activity, acting on paired donors, with incorporation or reduction of molecular oxygen; heme binding. The record is from RefSeq and is a predicted model, not a curated record.